Fusarium venenatum is the source of this 372-nucleotide messenger RNA. RefSeq lists its product as uncharacterized. NCBI's taxonomy places the organism in Eukaryota, Fungi, Ascomycota, Sordariomycetes, Hypocreales, Nectriaceae. The record is from RefSeq and is a predicted model, not a curated record.
AUGCACUUCACCACCGCUUUCGCCUCUGUUGUCCUCCUGGCAGGCUCUGCUUCCGCUGCUUGCCACGGAAGUGGCAUCACCUGGCCCGGUGCCUACCACGUCAUGCUCAGCGAGGCUGAGAACGAGUGCCGUAGGGGUGCUUUCACCGGCUUCUUCCAGCCUGGACAGACGAAGUAUAAGUGUGUCCAGUACGGUAAUGGCGUCAAGCUAGAGUUCUCCAUUCGAAAUGGCAAUACUCAAAGCGGCUUCGACCUCGGCGAUGAUGACUGUGUCAAAGAGUUCCGAAAGGACAUUUAUGACUGCUCCCGCGGAGGUUACCACACAAGCUCCGGUUGGGAGUUCAGUGCUGACCCUAAUGAGGGCCGUUGUUAA